AUGACUUGCAAUUCAGAGUGGAAAGAAAUACAGCAAGCAUUAUAUGAUGGUCAAACAGCUCAAGAACGUCCAGACUUAACUACACGAGUAUUUCGAGCAAAAUUGCAAGACUUGAAAUAUCAAUUAUUCAAGAGGAAAAUUUUUGGACAUGUAGCUGCACAUGUUGAUGUAGUUGAAUUUCAAAAAAGAGGGUUACCACAUGUUCACAUGCUGAUAAUUUUCAAGUCUGGGCAUAAGUUGAAUACGACAAGUGAAAUAGAUAAGUUUGAAAAUGCAAAUGCCAUUAUCCACGACCAUAUUUUGAAAGCACACAACAAGGUAAAGAUGGAUAUCCAAUUUACAGAAGAAGAAAAAAUGGAUCAAUUAUACAACUGCCAUAUUAAUGUCGAGGUAUGCUCUGGUAUCACAGUUGUUAAGUAUUUGUACAAAUAUAUCUAUAUGGGACAUGAUAGGGUGGCCGUUCAUAUAACCCAAGAUGAUGAGCCGCGUCAAGUUGAUGAAAUCAAACAAUUUCAAGAUGCACGAUGGGUAUCUGCACAAGAAGCAAUGUGGAGAAUUUGUGAAUUUGGUCUGAAUGAUAUUUCUCCAGCAGUUAUCAACUUACAGCUUCACCUUCCUAACAAACAGUUUGUAUCCUAUCACGCAUCCCAAAAUUUGCAGAAGCUUUUAUUGUGGGAUCAUGUUUCAAAAACAAUGCUAACUGAAUAUUUUACUAUGUGUGCUACAAGUGAAAAGGCAAGGCAAUUUCUCUACAGAGAAUUUCCAGAGCAUUACGUAUGGAAUAAGAGAGACAAAAUUUGGACAGAAAGGCAUAAAAUUGGCGUUAUUGGACGUAUAAGUGUAGUUAGUCCGAUUGAAGAAGAAAGGUACUAUGAAAAAUUAUUGUUGAAUCAUGUUAGGGGACCAACCUCUUUCCGACAUUUAUUGACAUUUAAUGGUAUAGAAUGCUCAACAUUCAAAGAAGCUGCACAAAAAAGGGGUUUAUUAGAAGCUGAUCAAAGCAUUUUCAAUUGCAUGAAUGAGGCAAUAACAUUUCAAAUGCCAAAUGAACUACGCAGGUUGUUUGCAAUAAUCUUGGUACAUUGUGCACCGACAGAUGUAAGAGUUUUAUGGGAUACUUACUUUGAUGCAAUGUCUGAAGAUUUUAAAAGGGAUGCCAAUACUUCAAUCCGACAACGUGUUUCUAAGACAUUGCUGAGCUUAAGAGUUUUGUUAGAGAGCAUGGGAAAAGAUAUAAAUUCAUAUGAUCUUCCCACAAUUCCUUCUUAUGAUGCUAAUAUAGAAAAUAAUUGUUCCAGAGAGAUACAAGAUGAGAUGUCGAUACAAAUUCCUGAGGAAGAUCAAGAUGCAGAGUUAAAGUUGAAUGAUGACCAACGGAAAGCAUUUUCUAUGAUUUUGAGUUCCAUACAGAAAGCAGAAGGUGGGAUUUUUUUCAUAGAUGGACCCGGUGGAACUGGAAAGACUUUCUUAUAUCGUGCACUAUUAGCUCAUCUUAGAUUAAGAAAACACAUAGCUCUUGCAACUGCUACAUCUGGAGUUGCUGCAGGGAUCAUGCCAGGAGGAAGAACAGCACAUUCACGCUUUAAAAUUCCUAUAAAUUCUGAUGAAGCAAGUGAAUGUUCAAUUUCAAAACAAAGUGCAGCUGCCGAGUUAUUGCGGAGAGCACAACUGAUUAUAUGGGAUGAAGCACCGAUGGCAAAAAAAUGGGCAAUUGAAAAUGUAGAUAAGUUGUUAAAAGAUGUCAUGGGGAAUGAUAAAGAUUUUGGUGGAAAAGUCAUCGUUUUUGGAGGAGAUUUCAGACAAGUAUUGCCAGUUGUUCCUAAAGCUACAGUCUACCAGACUAUAUUAGCAAGUUUGGUUAAUUCUUAUUUAUGGGGCAGAAUUAAAAAGAUCACUUUGUCCAUAAAUAUGAGAUCCAAGAAUGAUCCACAAUUCAGCAAAUUCUUACUAAGUGUUGGAAAUGGUGAAGAACCGAUGGAUGAUGAAGGUAAUAUCAAAAUUCCAGAUGAUAUGGUAAUUGAGUAUGACAAUGAAGAAAAUUCUUUGAAAAGACAUAUCGCAGCCAUUUUUCCGAGUUUAGCAAGGAAUGCAUAUUCGGCGGAGUACAUGACGAAUCGAGCAAUAUUAACGCCAAAAAAUGAGCAUGUGGAUAAGCUGAAUGAUAAGUUGAUAUCCAUGUUUCCUGGAGAAGAACAAAUUUUCAACAGUUUUGAUGAAGCUAUUGACCAGACAAACAUAAACUAUGACGUCGAUUUUUUGAACUCUUUGACUCCAACUGGAUUACCUCCACAUAAGUUGAGACUUUAA
Messenger RNA from Salvia miltiorrhiza (redroot sage), 2307 nucleotides. RefSeq lists its product as uncharacterized. NCBI's taxonomy places the organism in Eukaryota, Viridiplantae, Streptophyta, Magnoliopsida, Lamiales, Lamiaceae. The record is from RefSeq and is a predicted model, not a curated record. Bases 1 to 2307 code for a protein of 768 amino acids. The transcript has 4 exons. Gene Ontology annotation, molecular function: DNA helicase activity. Gene Ontology annotation, biological process: DNA repair; telomere maintenance.